This is a messenger RNA of Magallana angulata, 1817 nucleotides long. RefSeq names its product neuropeptide receptor 15-like. Bases 252 to 1436 code for a protein of 394 amino acids. The transcript has 3 exons. The record is from RefSeq and is a predicted model, not a curated record. Gene Ontology annotation, biological process: G protein-coupled receptor signaling pathway. Gene Ontology annotation, molecular function: G protein-coupled receptor activity. NCBI's taxonomy places the organism in Eukaryota, Metazoa, Mollusca, Bivalvia, Ostreida, Ostreidae. Gene Ontology annotation, cellular component: plasma membrane.
UGUCAGUUCAUUCAUCAAUUGCAGAGAUAUACUAACAAUUAUAAAAAAAAUGAAUACGUAAUGUUCGUUUCCUGAAAAGGCCAAUAUCAAAUGCGAUUAAACGGAAUAUGGAAAUGGGUCUUCAACUUGUUUUGGAGCAUGGAAUGUUUAAUUAGUUAUACAAAGAGUAUCUAUUAAUUUGGACGUGUUAUUAAUUGACCUGGUAUAUUUGUUACGUCGAUGAUUAAGAUGGCGAGUUUUCUUGGAGAGAAAUGGAUGCAACUAAUCCGCACGGUCUGUUGAACCUCACAAAGACCGAGCCGUUUGGCUACAACUGGACUGAAACAACAAGCAACAGUAGCAGCAUGGAGAAUGUGACAGGGAUAUUUAGCUCGCCUGGGGAUUCCGCAGAUCCACCCGUCGCCCUGGGAACUAUCAUCAUUCUUAGCAUCUUAUUUAUCUUUAUCGGUGUCUUGGGAAUUGUGGGUAAUUCCUUGGUCAUCACGGUUAUUUUGAUCGACAGAAAAAUGAGACAAUCAGUGACAAAUGUUUUCAUUAUGAACUUGGCCAUUGCUGACUUGCUUAUUAUGAUUUCCUUCAUUCCUGACAUUAUCCAGUUUAUUCUCAAUCGAGGCUGGUUGCUCGGGGUUGGAAUGUGUAAAUUCAACAGAUACAUUCUAGUGACAUGCCUAUAUGUUUCUGUUCUUUCUCUCGUAUCUGUCUGCAUUGAAAGAUUUGUGGCAAUUGUGUUUCCCAUUAAGGCUCAAAUUCUGUGCAACCGGAGAAAAAACUUCAUAGUUGUGUCAUUGAUAUGGUAUGUGGGCUUCAUGUGCGCUUUGCCAACUGCCCUCUACAACCAAGUUAUUCUUGUCAAUCCUCUUCAGAACUUUUCGUUGUGUUUGACGUCAUUUCCGACCAUGCUCGGUCAGCAUGUUUACAAGUUUUCCGAAUUUGCCCUGUUUUACUUUAUUCCCGUCUGCAUUCAAAUAAUACUUUACGCGAUCAUAGGAAAACGUCUGUAUGUCAGCACAAGUGAACUUCACACCAAGUUUCAGAUGAGAAAAGACACAAACUGCAAAACGGAUCGAACAAGCGACACAAUAAAAGCCAGAAAGGGCGUGGUGAAAAUGCUGGUGGCAAGCGUAAUAGUGUACACAGGAUGCUACGCUCCUCCCCAAGUAUUGCUGUUUUACAAUGCUAUAUCCAACACGAGGUUUCAAGAGACAUGGGAAUUCGUAGCCAUUGUACACGUUAUCGCAUACAUAAACUCUGCCGCGAAUCCUAUUCUUUAUAGCAUAUUUAGCCAGAAUUUCAGGAAGAAUUUUAAGAAAUGUCUUAAAUGUAUUUGUUUAAAGAGCAAAGACAAAUAUCGUCGGGUUAUGUUUGAUUCCACGAUGGAGUCAUCUCGGAUGCUAUCGGGAAAAGGCAGUCAGAAGACCACGAUUUCUCGCUUAUAAUUUUUUUGAAUCAUCUGUAAUUUUAUAUUUUUACCGAUGGUGUUUUUCGUCCUGUUAUUAACGUAAACGUAUAACUUUUAUCUAGUUCUUGACCCAUUUGUUUAGAAAAUCUUGGCUAAAUUUUUCUUCAUUUUUGGCAUCGCCGACAUUACACCAAAGUGACAAAUCAUAGCUGUUUUCUAGCAUAUGACAUUUAUCAUUAGACGAACAAAAACAUUACAACCCCUCGCAUUCUAAAUGUACGUGUAUUGUUUUCAUGCAGUGUAUCAUGUUUUAUAAAUGAUUAUUCUUUUUGUUGUUUGUCCACCUCACCAAAGCACAUUUAUUCAAAAUCUUUGUUGUUGCCCUAUUUAUGUAAUAAAAUAAGUUGAAAUAAAAAUU